This is a messenger RNA of Aspergillus steynii IBT 23096, 972 nucleotides long. Its product is annotated as urease accessory protein UreF. Bases 73 to 972 code for a protein of 299 amino acids. The transcript is spliced from 2 exons. Gene Ontology annotation, molecular function: nickel cation binding. The record is from RefSeq and is a predicted model, not a curated record. Lineage: Eukaryota; Fungi; Ascomycota; Eurotiomycetes; Eurotiales; Aspergillaceae.
CCGUUGUCGGCCGCUGUCGCCUUCUUCUCGUUCUACCAUGCUGCCUCGUCCUCUUCCCCAGAUAAUGUCUCAAUGCCUGGGAAAACGAACCUAGAUGACUUGGAGAAAGAGGUCGCAGACCUCGAGUAUCGUCUACACAAUGCCAGAACCCGUUUAACCCUGGCCUCCGGGCCACGGGAAAGUGGCGAAUCGUCCUCCUACUUGCCGCUCCCUGCCGUCCCAACUCACGCACUGCUGCUGCUGUCCGAUUCUGCCCUCCCACUGGGCUCCUUCGCAUACUCCAGCGGUCUGGAAUCUUAUCUCGCGCACAACAAGCCACUGCCUCGUUCGGUCACACCGCUCGCAUCCUUCCACCGCUUUUUGAAACUCUCCAUGGCCUCAAUGGCCAGUACUUCUCUUCCGUACGUGCUCGCCGGGUUCCGGGACCCCGAGGAGCUGGAAACCCUCGAUAACGACCUGGAUGCGUCGACUCCUUGCGUGGUGGCGCAGCGAGCGAGCGUCGCCCAGGGGCGCGCACUGAUUGGUGUCUGGGAGCGCGCUUUUCGAGGCACGUACGCCUCGGGGCCGUUCCUAGCGGGGCCUGCAGCGGCGCAAGCGGUGAAGGCCAUCGAGUCUUUCGCGGAUGCGCUCAAGUCCUCGCUGGGCGAUGCGAAUGAACUCGGCCCCAAGGGACAUAUUGCGCCGCUCUGGGGCGUCGUGUGUCUGGCCAUGGGCAUGGACGCUCACCAGACGGCGUAUGUGUUCAUGCUGAACCACGCCAAGGCGGUUCUCAGCGCGGCAGUCCGAGCGUCUGUCAUGGGCCCGUACCAGGCGCAGAAUGUGUUGGCGAGCAAGCACUUGCAGGACAUGAUCUUAGAUCGCAUCGACCGGGAGUGGGAGACGCCGGUCGAGGACGCGGGCCAGGUGGUGCCCCCGUUAGAUCUGUGGGUGGGUCGACAUGAGCUUUUAUAUAGUAGAAUUUUUAAUUCAUAA